AUGAGCAUCCCUCAGCUUCGUGCGCCGUCGGUGGACGAACUUCGGAAGUUCUACGUCGGCAAGAAGAUCGACGACGUUCCAAAACCCGCAGUCGUUCUUGAUGUUGCCAAGGCAAAGAGACACUGUCAGUCUAUGCUUGAUGCCGCCAAGGCUCUCGGGGUGGGCUUCCGAGCUCAUGUAAAGACUCAUAAGACUACCCAACUUGCAAGGCUUCAAGCAGGCGAAGACUCGCCAGAGGUGAAGCUCGUGGUCUCCACCAUUCCCGAAUUAGAACAUCUAUUUCCCCUUCUCAAGGAAUUCAAGGACAACGGCCGGCAGGUCAACGUUCUUUAUGGCAUUCCUCUCCCGCCGUCACAAGCCACCAGAGCCGCGGAACUGGCGCGCGAGCUCGGUCCUGGCACAAUCACUUUUAUGAUCGAUCACCCGACACAGCUCGAUGCUGUUGUUCACUUCUCGCAAAAGGCUGGAUUUGCGGCUGGAAUCUAUCUCAAGGUCGACACCGGCUAUCACCGCGCAGGUUUGCCGCCGUCAAGUCUUAACAAGAAUGACUUGAUCGCAAAGGUCAUGCAGCUCGAGGCUGAAGGCAAAGCUACUUUGACUGGACUGUACUCUCACAGCAGUCUUAGUUACGCCGACACUGGCGCUAAAGAAGCUAUGGACAAUCUUGCGGGGGAGAUCAAGGGCUGUGUUGAUGCACUCAAGAGCAACGCUCAGCACUUCCACAAAGACAAGAAGCUGACCAUCAGCGUCGGUGCGUCACCACAAGUGACCGCGAUCCAGAACUUCGCUGGAGCCAAUGCGACACAGAAUCCUGACAGCGAGUCCCUCCGGAGCACGAUCCAGGAAGUCACAAAGGGCGAACUACUUGGUUUCAAGGUGGACCUCGAGCUUCAUGCCGGUGUCUAUACCACCCUUGACAACCAACAACUCUCGACACACGCCAGAACAUUCCUCGGAGAUGUCGAGGACGAAGUUGCCAUCUUCGUCGCGGCCGAGGUCUGCAGCGUGUACAACGAUGGGGAACGUCAGCAGCCGGAGGCCCUUGCUGCAGUCGGUGUGCUUGGACUUGGCCGAGAGCCGUGUCCUUCCUACAAGGGAUGGGGCGUUGUCAGUCGCAAAUCAUACGCGAAGGAAGUCAGUACACAGCAUCGACUUGUUGUGGGAAGGGUCAGUCAGGAGCACUCUAUUCUCACCUGGAAUACUGGGUCAGAAGGCAGCGGCAAGGAACAGCUGCCGCCCGUACCCCUCGAAAUUGGACAGAGUGUCCGGAUCUACCCCAAUCAUGCAUGUGUAGCAGGAGCUAUGUACGGCUGGUAUUUGGUGGUAGAUUCCAGCGAAGGGGAUGAGUCAAAGAUAGUCGAUGUUUGGGUGCGCGCAUCUGGGUGGUAG
Molecule: messenger RNA, 1389 nt
Organism: Colletotrichum siamense
Lineage: Eukaryota; Fungi; Ascomycota; Sordariomycetes; Glomerellales; Glomerellaceae
Product: D-serine dehydratase
Exons: 2
Coding region: 1-1389 (462 amino acids)
Biological process (GO): D-serine catabolic process
Molecular function (GO): D-serine ammonia-lyase activity
Source: RefSeq, a predicted model, not a curated record